Messenger RNA from Meriones unguiculatus (Mongolian gerbil), 1902 nucleotides. RefSeq names its product F-box protein 7 (gene Fbxo7). Gene Ontology annotation, biological process: positive regulation of autophagy of mitochondrion; autophagy of mitochondrion. The record is from RefSeq and is a predicted model, not a curated record. Bases 117 to 1691 code for a protein of 524 amino acids. Lineage: Eukaryota; Metazoa; Chordata; Mammalia; Rodentia; Muridae. The transcript is spliced from 9 exons. Gene Ontology annotation, molecular function: protein kinase binding.
CUGUAGGGGGCGCAGUCGAGAGAGAGGCGGGUGCUGGGGUUUGUCGGACGCACAGGCCGGGAGGUACUGGCUUUCGGUUUCUCCUCCGGCCGAUCGAGGCUUGCGGUCGCCGCGCCAUGAGGCUGCGCGUGCGGCUUCAGAAGCGGACCCAGCCGCUCGAGGUGCCGGAGACAGAGCCGACGCUCGGGCAGCUGCGCACGCACCUCAGCCAGGUCCUGCUGCCUACGUGGGGGCUCAGUUCUGAUACCCGAUUUGCAAUUACGUUGAACAACAAGGAUGCCCUCACUGGAGAUGAAGAGACCUUGGCUUCAUAUGGGAUUGUUUCUGGGGACUUGAUUUGUUUGGUUCUUGAAGAUGACAUGCCGGCACCUAACUUACCUUCAUCUACAGAUUCAGAGUAUUCCUCACUCCAGAAUAAUGACCAACCUUCCUUGGCUGCCAGCUCAAGUCAGGCUAACAUCCCAGCUGAACAACGGAGUGAUUCAUCCGAAGGACAGGCCACACAGCUCGAUGAGUGGACUGAUCACAGUAUGGAAGGGCCUAGUCAGAAUGUUGAAGCUGAGUCAAUUCAGGAUGCCAUGGAUAUUGAAGAGGAUUCUGGUUUCCAUCCAUUGGAACCAAUGCUCUGCAGUGAAACAGAAGAUGGGCAGGUGCCACAUUCUCUGGAGACUCUGUAUCAGUCAGCCGGCUGCUCCAGCAUCAGUGAUGCCUUGAUAGUGCUGGUGCAUCUCCUCAUGCUCGAGUCAGGCUACAUACCACAGGGGACUGAAGCCAAAGCAUCAUCAAUGCCCCACAAGUGGAGGUCAAGUGGAGUAUACAAGCUGCAGUAUGUGCAUCCUCUCUGUGAGGAUGGCUUUGCUGUGCUCACCUGUGUGCCUUUGGGAAACCUAAUCAUUAUAAACGCUACAAUAAAAGUCUGUGGUGGGAUUAAGAAUGUGAAAUCAGUACAGCUGCAGCCAGCAUCCUAUGUUUGUGGAGUGGAACCAGGGGAAAGUGCAGCCAGCGUGUACAAAGAUCUUAAGAAGCUCUCUCGCCUUUUCAAAGACCAGCUAGUAUACCCUCUUCUGGCUUUCACGCGACAAGUCCUGAACCUUCCGGAUGUAUUUGGGCUGAUUGUCCUUCCGUUGGAGCUGAAACUACGCAUCUUCCGACUUUUGGAUGUUCAUUCUGUCCUGGCUUUGUCUGCGGUCUGUCAUGACCUUCUCAUCGCAUCAAAUGACCCACUGCUGUGGAGGUGUUUGUAUCUACGAGAUUUCCGAGAUGGUACUGUCAGAGGUUCAGACACAGAUUGGAAAGAAUUGUAUAGAAAGAGGCACAUACAAAGAAAAGAGGCUCAGAGAAUGCGACAUGCGAUGCUCCUGCCACCAUCAGCCCACUCUAUCCCAUUUUGUCCCAUUCCUGUCUACCCCAGGUGCUAUCUUACCACCUCGCUGCUUCCUCCAGGAAUCAUUGGUGGUGAAUAUGAUGUGAGGCCGAUACUGCCCAGUGUUGGGGACCCAGUCCCCUCACUCAUCCCCAGGCCCGGGGAGACACCUAGCCAGUUUCCUCCACUUAGACCACGUUUUGAUCCUAUUGGCCCACUUCCAGGACCUAACCCCCUCUUGCCAGGAAGAGGUGGCCCCAACAACAGAUUUUCCUUCAGACCCAACAGGGGUGGUAGGUCAACUGAUGGCCGGCUACCAUUCAUGUGAUCAAUUUGGAGACUUUAUGGAAACCACGGAUGCUGUUUCCUCCGAUGCUGAUCUCUGCUGUCAAUUUCUGGUUCUGUAGGCACCAAGCACAAGGUUCCUCAAAGCUGGGCUAGCUUUGGGAACUGCUGGUCUCUGUGCUCUGGAAUCGGCUCUGAGUUAGAGCUUGUGGAACUGAUAAUGUUUUGUGCUAGACUAAUAAAAGUAAAAAUUA